GGUGAAAGCAUCAGAAUGAGUCUUCUGCCAUAUAAAGGGCUGACCAUUGUUGGUGCCUGGUUGGUACUGACAGCGACCGCCAUAAGAAUCGAACAGUCGGAACCCAUCAGCUUCUUUCGCAGCAGCGUGGAACAGAUUCCACCGCACGGAUUUGAGAAACAGGUGGCCAACGAGGAAAGCAAUGAGUUCGGCAGUGAGUCUUUACCAUUGCGUAGUGCCGUCGAGAGUGUUCCCGCGAAUCUCAUCGACGAACGUCUACCGUUGCGUGACGCGGUGGAGUUCCGCAUCCUGAAUAUGGAUCACGAAAUAGAGGAUAGGGUCAGUCAGGUGAAAAAUGUCAUUAAAAAGCAAAAGAUCAAACUGGUACCCAUCGACACGAAAGACGUGGAAAGCUUUCGCGUGCUAUCCUUCCAGGAUAAGUAUGCCGCCUAUGUACUACCCUCGCAACCGGCCAAUAUGCCUAUGCCAUAUCGGGCAGGAUCACCGUACCAGCAGCUGCUAAGCAGUAAGGAUGUAGCGAUGGUACAAAAUUCGUAUGGCAAAAUUUUCUCCGCCGCUCAGAAAGCUGCAUCGGACGAAUACAAAGUACUGUGCCACAUGACCAACUGGGGCUUUUAUCGCAAAGGUGAGGCACAGUUUGUGCCAGAACACCUGGAGCCUAGCUUGUGUACGCACAUCAUAUAUUCGUUUGCGACGUUGGACCCGACAACGCUUAUGAUGAAAGAGUUCGAUAGUUGGGCCGACCUCGACAACAAUAUGUACUAUCGGACGGUAGCGGCUGCUGGUGAAGUGCCGGUAUUGCUAGGAUUGGGUGGAUGGACCGAUUCGGUGGGCAACAAAUAUUCGGCGCUGGUUAGUUCACCGGCCAAUCGACGAAACUUCAUAACAAAUGCAAUCGUUUUCCUGAAGAGACACGGCUUUUCUGGGUUGCACAUGGACUGGAACUAUCCCGUCUGCUGGCAGAGUGACUGUUCGAAGGGUUCCGAUAGAGACAGGACCAACUUUAGUAAGCUUAUUCAAGAAAUUAGAAAAGCAUUUUCGGCGGAGGGCCUGCUGAUAAGUACAAGCAUUUCGGGGUACAAGGAGGUUCUGAUGGUAUCGUACGAUAUCGCUGAGCUUUCGAAGCACGUCGAUUUUAUGGCCGUUAUGACGUACGAUUAUCAUGGCUCUUGGGAGGAACAAACGGGACAUGUGAGCCCACUGUAUGGAAGUUCGUACGACAAAUAUCCACAGUACAAUACCGACUACACGAUGCAGUUAUUGGUUAAGAUGGGUGCCGACAAGAGCAAGCUCAUCGUUGGAGUACCUUUUUAUGGACAAACGUUUAAAUUGGCACAAACUACUAGAGCGACGCCAGGUGAGGGAAGUCCUGCAACAGGACCCGGAGCAGCCGGUGAUGACACGAGGCAGCCGGGUAUGUUGGCUUACUAUGAAAUUUGUCAGCGAGUGCGUAAACAGAAGUGGAAGGUAGGCAGAGAUCCUGAGAUGAAAUCGGGUCCAUACGCUACCAAUGGUGAACAGUGGGUUGGAUACGAUGAUCCCGUAUCGGUCACGGCUAAGGCGCGUUAUGUGAUGAAGUCUGGAUUUGGUGGAAUUGCUGCAUGGACUGUCGAUUUAGACGAUUAUCAAAAUCGAUGCUGUGAGGAACGGUUCCCUGUGCUGAGAGCAAUUAACAGAGCUUUGGGGCGGCUCGAUACGCCUGUACCGUCUGGGAUGGACUGUUCGAGGCCUUCACAACCAGCUACUCCAAAACCAGCGGAGAUGACGUUUAGUCCGGAUAGUGGUAUCCAAAGUACAACAUCUACACCGGCACACUCUCAUACCACCUGGCCAUCGUGGUCACCGGAAAGCACAUCAACAACGAGACGAACGACUACCACAACGUCUAUGACUGCUUCUACAACAACUUCUACCACUAGCACUUCUACCACUCCCAGAACAACGAGAUGGACUACGUCAGCGACAACGACGUACAGUCCUCCAACGACAACUGUCGGCACAACGAUUCCAGUGCCCGGUCUUGUGAUGCCAGAACUCAGCAAUGCUGAAAGUUGCGAAGGCAAUCAGUACAAGGCACAUCCUACGAACUGCAACUCCUAUUACCGUUGCGUUCUGUCCGAGUUUAAGCAGCAGUUCUGUGCCGGUGGUCUUCAUUGGAAUGAUGCUGCCAAGCUAUGCGAUUGGCCUGCGUCAGCUAAGUGUGAAAUGGACAUGGGAACACAGGAACCAGUAACUACAACAACGACAGCUACUACAACAACAUCACGACCCACCAGACCCGCUUCAAGACGUACGACUACACCGCGAACCACUACGACCACCACCACCACCACACAAGAAACGACCCGUCCGACACGUCGAACGACAACGGUGGCCCAAAACACGCCCAGCCAAACAAGACCCACCAAAAAGCCUGUUACCACCACGAAAAAGCCUGUCAGUCGUCCUACGGAAAAUUGCAACAAUGGCGAGUACUAUCCGCACAAGAGCUGUGACAGUUUCUACAUUUGCGUGAACGAAAAGAAGGUGGCGCAACAGUGCGGUCCGGGGCUGUACUGGAGCCAAAUGGAUAAGAGUUGCGAUUGGGAGGAAAACGUAAACUGUGUGAGCAAUGAGCAAUACUUUAGGUUGUUAACAACGUUUGGCGCUUUGAAGGCUCUGUCGGAGGAUGAUCCUUGCGAUGGUAAUUCACACGUCCCGUAUCCGGGUGACUGUAAUCAGUAUUUGGUGUGUAACUGGGGUCGGUUGGAGUCGGCUAGCUGUGCCGAUGGGCUUCACUGGAACCAGCAGCUGAAGAUUUGCGAUUGGCCCUCCAAUGCCAAAUGCUCGCAGGGUGGCAUCCCGGAGAGUACGGAAAACAUUUCCGAUGAGAACGGUGGUUGGCAGGGCUCGGAUCAGGACAUUGAUGGGCCUCAGUACGUUGUGUCGACUACCGAGAAACGGACCACUACUACAACGCGCACAACAACUACCACGGCCCGUCCAUCAACACCUCCGCCAGUGCUAGAGCCUCUGUCGGGGUAUUAUAAGAUGGUUUGCUACUUCACUAACUGGGCCUGGUACAGAAAAGGAUACGGCAAGUACACGCCCGAUCACAUACGUACCGAUCUUUGCACGCACAUUGUGUACGGAUUCGCGGUACUAGACUACUCCUCGCUUACGAUAAAAACGCACGACUCUUGGGCGGAUAUUGAUAACAAAUUCUACACCCGUGUAGUCGCCGCAAAGGAGAAAGGGGUGAAAGUUACCCUUGCCAUCGGUGGAUGGAAUGAUUCGGCUGGGGAUAAAUACAGCCGGCUGGUGCGUAGUUCCUCGGCGAGAUCGAAAUUUGUGGAGCACGUUAUCGGAUUUCUAGAAAAGUAUGGAUUCGAGGGUUUGGAUCUGGAUUGGGAAUAUCCGGUCUGUUGGCAGGUCGACUGCAAGAAAGGAUUUGCUGAUGAAAAGGAAGGAUUUACCGAGCUAGUACGAGAGUUGUCGGAGGCGUUCCAACCCCGCGGUUGGUUGCUUUCGGCUGCUGUUUCGCCAAGCAAAACGGUUAUCGACGCAGGGUACGAUGUUGCAGCGUUGGCUAAGUAUUUCGAUUGGAUUGCAGUAAUGACCUACGAUUUCCAUGGACAGUGGGACAAGCAAACAGGGCACGUAGCGCCGCUGUACUACCAUCCCGAGGAUGAGAUCGAUUUCUUCAAUGCGAACUAUUCAAUCAAUUAUUGGAUCGAAAAGGGAGCACCGUCGAGAAAGAUUGUUAUGGGUAUGCCGCUAUACGGACAGUCUUUCCAGCUGGCCGACACGAAGAAGAAUGGGCUCAACGCCAAAGCACCAGGACCUGGCCAGGCAGGAGAAUUCACCAGAGCUGCAGGAUUUCUAGCGUAUUAUGAGAUCUGUGAUCGUAUACAAAACAAAGGAUGGACGGUGGUGCAAGAUGAGCUUGGAAGAAUGGGCCCAUACGCAUACAAGGGCAACCAGUGGGUAUCGUUCGACGAUAAAGAGUCUUUGCUGAAGAAAGUACAGUUCAUAAGAGCUAUGGAUCUUGGAGGUGGUAUGAUCUGGGCACUGGAUUUAGACGACUUCAAGGAUCGCUGCGGGCACGGAAGCCAUCCAUUACUUACUGCCAUACGAGAGGGUCUUCGGGAAGCACCCAAUGGUGCCGAUGUGCUUCCGGCCAUUGUACCAGAACCUGUGGAAAACAUUGCCCUCGAAAUGGAAUCAAAACCUGAUAUCUCUGGUUCUCCAGAGAAACAGCAACCAAGUCCAAUCGAUAGCUCAGAGGUGGAGGAAAACUUGGUCGAUUCGGACGACUACAAAGUGGUUUGCUACUUUACGAAUUGGGCCUGGUAUAGGCAAGGUAAUGGGAAAUAUCUUCCCGAAGAUAUCGAUGCCGACCUAUGUACCCACGUUGUGUACGGGUUUGCCGUCCUCGAUCGCGAAGGACUAACAAUUAAACCGCACGAUUCUUGGGCAGACAUAGACAAUCGAUUCUACGAGCGUGUCGUGGAGCUUAAAAAGAAGGGAAAGAAAGUGACCGUUGCCAUUGGUGGAUGGAACGAUUCGGCUGGUGAUAAGUACAGUCGGCUGGUGCGUAGUGCUCAGGCAAGAAAGCGCUUUGUGGACAAUGUGAUGCAAUUCAUUGCCAAGUAUAACUUCGAUGGAUUAGACCUGGACUGGGAGUAUCCCGUUUGCUGGCAAGUCGAUUGCAAGAAGGGAUAUUCCGAUGAAAAGGAAGGGUUUGCAAGCUUAGUGGUGGAACUGGCGACUGCCUUUAAACCCAACGGGUAUCUGCUAUCGUCGGCGGUAUCUCCGAGCAAGAAGGUGAUCGACGCUGGAUACGACGUACGUACGUUGUCCGAUUAUAUGGACUGGAUCGCUGUGAUGACGUACGAUUAUCAUGGUCAGUGGGACAAACAAACGGGGCAUGUUGCACCGAUGUACGAACAUCCGGAUGAUGUUGAUAAAACGUUCAAUGCCAACUUUACGAUCCACUAUUGGAUAGAGCAGGGUGCGGAUCCACGGAAGCUGGUAAUGGGUAUGCCAAUGUACGGCCAAUCGUUCUCGCUUGCGGAUGUGAAUGAUCAUGGCCUGAACGCUAAGACUUAUGGAGGUGGAGAAGCUGGCGAUCAAACACGUGCGAGAGGGUUCUUGUCAUAUUACGAGAUAUGCUCUAACAUCAACAAGAAGAACUGGAACGUUGUACGAGAUCGCAAGGGACGAAUGGGUCCGUACGCUUACAAAGGCGAUCAGUGGGUUUCGUUCGACGAUCAGUACAUGAUACGCCAUAAAAGCGAGUUUAUCAAGGCGAUGGGUCUUGGAGGAGCUAUGAUCUGGGCACUCGAUUUGGACGAUUUCCGCAAUAUUUGUGGAUGUGAGGAAUACCCGUUGUUGCGCACCAUCAAUCGUGUGCUGCGAAACUAUCCUGGUCCGGGGCCAAAAUGCAUACUAGGAUCAAGCAAACCAUCAUCAUCGGAACGUCCAAGUGAUCGUCCAACUACCGCGAUGACGACGACGACCAUGACUACAACAACGACCACGAGAAAACCUACAACCACUUCCGGAACUACAACGACAAGGCCCACAAAGGCUGCGUCAACUACACGAAAAACUACCCGUCGACCGACUAGUGGUACAACCACAUCGAGAAGACCAUCAACACCAUCGAUUGAUGAUCUCGAUCAUAAUCACUCGACUAGUGAAUGCGAUGGGCGAAUGUUCGUUCCUCACGAAUCGGAUUGCUCCAAGUACUACGUUUGCCAGCAUGGCAAACGCUAUGAGCAAAGAUGCCCUCCAAACACAGUCUGGAACAAUGAAUACUGUGACUGGGAGGAGAAUACUAACUGUAGAAACAAGCAGCGUCCAGUUACUUCAACGAGCUCCACAAGUACGACGGAAGAUGUUAGUUGGAUGUCUUCAACUACACGUCCUGCAACAACUACUCGACGGACAACAACUACGCGACGCUCAACCGAAAGACCUACAACAACUGUCGGCACUACCACUACAGUAAAACCAGUUCCUCCAUCGAAUGAACUAGGUCCUGGCAAUAGCGAAUAUAAAGUAGUAUGUUACUUUACCAACUGGGCCUGGUACCGACAAGGAGAUGGAAAGUAUACACCCGAUGAUAUCGACAGUACACUCUGCACACACAUCGUGUACGGUUUUGCUGUGCUUGAUCGUGAAACGCUGACGAUCAAAACUCACGAUUCGUGGGCCGAUAUAGACAAUCGCUUCUACGAGCGUGUUGUGGAGCAAAAGCGCAAAGGAGCGAAGGUAACGCUAGCGUUGGGCGGAUGGAACGAUUCGCUGGGCGAUAAGUACAGCAAGCUGGUGCGAGAUGCCACGGCUAGAGCACGGUUUGUGAAGCAUGCCGUCGAAUUUAUCGAAAAGUACGAUUUCGACGGGUUGGACCUUGACUGGGAGUAUCCCGUUUGCUGGCAGGUCGAUUGUCAGAAGGGAUAUCCCGACGAAAAGGAGGGCUUCGCCAAGUUGGUGCAGGAACUUGCGGUUGAGUUCCGACCGAGAAGAUGGCUCCUUUCGGCCGCUGUUUCUCCCAGCAAGAUGGUUAUCGAUGCCGGGUAUGAUGUGCCAGUGUUGGCGGAAUACUUCGAUUGGAUUGCGGUCAUGACCUAUGAUUUCCACGGUAACUGGGACAAACAAACGGGGCAUGUAGCACCACUGUACUACUAUCCUGGUGAUACUUACGAUUAUUUUAAUGCCAACUUUUCCAUCAACUAUUGGAUAGAAAAGGGAGCACCGUCGCGCAAGUUGGUCAUGGGUAUGCCACUGUACGGGCAGUCGUUUUCGCUUGCCGAUGCGCGUCGGAAUGGGUUAAACGAAAAAUCGUACGGUCCGGGUGAAGCAGGAGAAUUCACACGGGCAGGAGGAUUCCUGUCGUUUUAUGAAAUCUGUGACAAGGUUAACCGACAGGGUUGGUCCGUCCGGCGGGACCCCCAAGGUAGAAUAGGGCCGUACGCGUACAGUGGAAGCCAGUGGGUGUCGUACGAUGAUGUGGACGAGAUCCGAAGAAAAACUCAAUUUGUGAAGCAAAUGAACCUAGGCGGUGGUAUGGUGUGGGCUUUGGAUUUGGACGAUUUUAGAGGGAAAUGUGGCUGUGGUACGCAUCCACUGUUGCGUACCAUGAAUUUGGAGCUUGGACGCAUCAGCACACAAGCGCCAGACAAUUGUACUUAGAGUUGUAUUAAAUUUUGCAUAUGAUGUAAUGAGAAAGGGAGUCAAAAUGUGUGCGAGUGUAAACUAUUACUAA
Anopheles maculipalpis is the source of this 7252-nucleotide messenger RNA. Its product is annotated as probable chitinase 10. Gene Ontology annotation, cellular component: extracellular region. The coding region runs from base 16 to 7179 and encodes 2387 amino acids. Lineage: Eukaryota; Metazoa; Arthropoda; Insecta; Diptera; Culicidae. Gene Ontology annotation, biological process: carbohydrate metabolic process; chitin catabolic process. The record is from RefSeq and is a predicted model, not a curated record. Gene Ontology annotation, molecular function: chitin binding; chitinase activity. The transcript has 9 exons.